This is a messenger RNA of Pseudogymnoascus verrucosus, 618 nucleotides long. RefSeq names its product YmL44 (gene MRPL44). NCBI's taxonomy places the organism in Eukaryota, Fungi, Ascomycota, Leotiomycetes, Thelebolales, Thelebolaceae. The coding region runs from base 183 to 476 and encodes 97 amino acids. Gene Ontology annotation, molecular function: structural constituent of ribosome. Gene Ontology annotation, cellular component: mitochondrial large ribosomal subunit. The transcript is spliced from 3 exons. The record is from RefSeq and is a predicted model, not a curated record.
AGUUAUGAUAAAGCUGGCAAGAGGCGCCGACGACACCGACGCAUCCCCGGAGCGGAAUAUCCCGUGACCAUGGGGUAAAUUUCGAAGACCUUCAAGAACCGACUGUAUACCACGACAGAACCUCCCAAGCUAAUCAACUCCGGAUACUUCGCAUUUUUAGUCGCGCGUGCGACUCAGCGAAGAUGAUCACCAGAUACCUCACGGAGAUUUCGACGGCGUUCAACCCGUUCUCUCCAAGAGCGAAGACUGCACGACUAUUCCUCUCAUUCUUGCCCGGAAAUGCGCGCGCAACUAUGAAGAUCAAUACCAAGAUUCUGCCCAGGACGUCGAGGGAGAAGAGCUUUGUUCAGGUCAAAUUCAAGGAUGGAAAGGAGAUGAAACUCGAUUCCGAGCAGCUUGGCAUCAAGGGCGUGAUGGAGGAGUUGGAUAGGCAUUCCAGGAUAUUGGCAAGACAGGAGGAACUGACGGGCAACUAAGAUGGGAGAGGAUCUGAUUGCAUGGCUUGCAAGAACUAGAUGGCGUUUUGGAAAUGCAUAGGGCGGGCUGUAUGAUCUAUGUGUAUAAACAGAGGAUACUGAAAUAUUGAUGUGCAACUUCAUCCCAUGAAACGCGUUCGAC